GCUUGCAUCAGCCGUCCUUUAGACCCAUUCCUACUUCUUCAAUCCUUCUUUCUUUCAUCAAUUUACCCACCGACAGACGCAUCUUUGCCCAGCCAUGUCUUUCGAUCGCUUAGACUCAUUAGAAUCGCAGCCUACAACGUUGCGCCGCUCUGAUGAUCCGCAUUAUCGUGAUGACCCUGAGUUUGACCGCCUGACCGAGAGUCUCUCCAACCGCCUCUUUACCCUGACCUCAAACAUCACCCGCUUAUCAGAUCAGAUUGCUCUUCUGGGUACACGACGGGAUACUGAGCGUGUGCGUGAACGAGUCCACAAUCUCUUGGAACAGACUCGUGUAGGCUUCAAGGAUGUAGGGGAGGGGAUCAAGAAAGUGACCACCUGGGAAGACGUCAAUCCUUCCCAGAAAUGGACGCAACAGAAGCUCUCCUCCGAAUUCAGAGCUACAUUGGAGGAAUUCCAAACCGUUCAACGCCGUGCGCUGGAAAAGCAGCGAGCAUCCGCCGUGGCCGCCCGUACAGCCGUGGAAGACGGCGAGCAUGCGACCGAGGAUGGCGUUCAACAACAGCAAGAGCAGCUCCUUGAGGAACAGCCUCGUCUGGCGAAUCAAGAUGAAGUGGACUUCCAAGAGUCUUUGAUCAUCGAGCGGGAGGCGGAAAUUCGCAAUAUUGAGCAAAGCGUUGGCGAGCUGAAUGAGCUCUUCCGCGAUGUGGCCCAUAUUGUCCAUGAACAAGGAGGUCAGCUCGAUAUCAUCAGUGAAAAUGUGGAGAGAGUCGGGGAUGACACUCGUGGUGCGAAUGUUGAGCUACGCAGCGCAAGCCGAUACCAGAAGAAUGCGCGAAACAAAGCCUGCUGUCUUCUGGUCAUCCUAGCAGUGAUCUUGUUGAUCAUAGUACUUGCCGCAGUGCUGGGGUGAAUCUUGCUGGUUCCCGUCGCUUAUCUAUGAACUGCGAUAUCUAUUGUUGGUUGAUCCAACUUCGGCCGCAAUGUUUCCCUGUUUUGACGAUAUCCUUUGAUGUACGAUUCAUAUGACCUGCGUAUGCUUCCACCCGUUUUGCAGGCACCUUGUCGUCUUCACCCAUGACUUCUUUAAUGAUGACCGGCGCAUAUGGAGCAGAGGAUGUUUUAUCGAUCCACAAUGGUCGUGUUGCCUUUCUAUGCCUUAUAUCAUACAUAACUUCUGUUAUACAUGGAUUGUACACUGGAAUGAAUAUAUCCAAGACCCGUACCCAGAAC
This is a messenger RNA of Aspergillus saccharolyticus JOP 1030-1, 1230 nucleotides long. RefSeq names its product SNAP receptor PEP12. Gene Ontology annotation, biological process: vesicle fusion; intracellular protein transport; Golgi to vacuole transport. Gene Ontology annotation, cellular component: SNARE complex; membrane; endomembrane system. The transcript has 2 exons. The record is from RefSeq and is a predicted model, not a curated record. The coding region runs from base 95 to 910 and encodes 271 amino acids. Gene Ontology annotation, molecular function: SNARE binding; SNAP receptor activity. Lineage: Eukaryota; Fungi; Ascomycota; Eurotiomycetes; Eurotiales; Aspergillaceae.